UUUGCGUUUUGUUUACAAAAUCGGUUCGGUGCGAUAUCGAGCGAGGAACACGGAUGAUUUUCUAUUCGUUUAAAUGAAAAUUUUGCAGUUUCUUUCGCGUAUUAGUAAGUGUUUAGCUUCAGGCGCUUGGUGAAUAGUCAUAUGCAUGCAGUGUUUAGCUGACGGGAAUACAAAACUAGUGAUUUUUGAUAAUAGAGAAUAAGAUAAAAUGGAUAUCGGCGAAGGAUCGAAAAAGCAGAAAACUUCGGCAGAUCAUCUGCGGCGGUGGAGGAGAUCUACUGCAAACUGAAACGCGAAGCAGGAAGGAUUGGGUUGAUGAUUAAUACGUCCAAGACGAAGUACAUGCUGGCCUGCGGAUCCGAGACCGACCGAACCCGCUUGUCCAGUAAUAACAAGGUCACGAUCGACGGCGACGAGCUCGAGAUAGUCGAAGACUUUGUCUAUCUCGGCUCGCUGGUGACCGCAGACAAUGACACCAGCCGUGAGAUCCGGAGGCGAAUUAUCAGCGGAAGUCGUGCCUACUAUGGACUCCACAAGCAACUGCGGUCGAGAAGACUUGGCCCUCGCACGAAGUGUAACCUGUAUACGACGCUUAUUAGACCGGUUGUUCUCUACGGGCACGAGACAUGGAUAUUGCUCGAGGAGGACCUGCGUACACUCGGAGUAUUCGAGCGACGAGUGUUAAGAACCAUCUUUGGCGGCGUACAGGAGAACGGAAUGUGGAGGCGAAGGAUGAACCACGAGCUCGCGCGACUCUACGGCGAACCCAGUAUCCAGAAGGUGGUGAAGGCUGGCCGGAUACGCUGGGCGGGACAUGUUGCGAGAAUGCCGGAUGACUGUCCUGCAAAACAGGUGUUCGCCACGAAUCCGGUAGGAACAAGACGAGCGGGGGCGCAACGAGCGAGGUGGUUAGACCAAGUGGAGCGUGAUCUGGCGAACGUGGGGUGCCCGAGGAAUUGGAGAACGGUCGCCAUGGACCGAGUGAAUUUUAGGAAUUAUGUUCGUCAAGUUAUGUCGUAAGACGGAAUACUAUGUAAAUAAAAUAAA
This is a messenger RNA of Uranotaenia lowii, 1047 nucleotides long. RefSeq lists its product as uncharacterized. The coding region runs from base 316 to 1020 and encodes 234 amino acids. The record is from RefSeq and is a predicted model, not a curated record. NCBI's taxonomy places the organism in Eukaryota, Metazoa, Arthropoda, Insecta, Diptera, Culicidae. The transcript is spliced from 2 exons.